CCUACUCUUUUCUUUUUUAUAGUUUGAUUUUAAGACAUUUCAUCAAAUUUUGAAAAACAAUCUGCUACAUGACAACUCAUAAUUUGAAGGCUUGAGUGGGUAAGAUGUGUGUGUGUUAGCUCCAGGAUGGGAACAAACUUUUUUUAUUUGUAUAUAUAAUAACCCCUUUAGCUAAUUCCCCCUCUUUAAUAAAUUCUUCCUUCCUUACCAAAUUAUAUCCCCACAUUUUGUGUUUUUUUCAUCGAUGCGGUUCUUGAAGAAGUCUCCUACUGCAGGCGCCGGUGUGAAGCCGCGUGGUAUAAUAAUAACAAUAUUAACGGCGGUGACUUUUUUGACGUUAUUGCUACUGAUUUCUUCUUCAUCUCCGAUCCUCCAUAAUGUUAAUGUUGUGAAGUUGAAGAAAGAAGGAGCAAGAGCAACCCCAUCGUCGUCUCAGAAACUCCACCACCGUAGGAUGAGGCCGCCAUUCUAUGUUUUACAGUCAAGUAAGAGAAAAGUUCCAAAUGCUUCAGACCCACUUCACAAUCGUUGACUCAUUGAUUACUACUCCUUUUCUUAUUCCCCUCCUUUCUUCCUUUUCGUUUACAUUUACAUCAUCCAUCUUUUCGUAUAUAUAAACGUUUCUAUAAGUAAUCACAUUCAUUUUUCAUACUUUGUGCUGUGUGCAAAUGAUAGAUGAAAACGUUAUCGGAAUAGUUUUCUAUAUUUUGGUACCUCGUGACUCGUGUCACUUGGGUUCUACAAUGGGAUGAGUUAAACUAUUAUCUUGGAUCCCAUAUAUAAUACAAAAAUUUAAUUUACCCUUGACGGUUUUCAAUCUAAUACACAUAUAUAUUGCUGUUUUUACGCUUUGAAGAUUGUGUUUCUAUUAUGUGAUUAGUCAUGAUUCGCUGUUCUUGUUUCUAGUAAUCCGAUUAUAAGAUGUUAAUUAGGAGUUUAGUUUCAGUAGUUAAAUUAGGACAAAAUUUUAAUUGUGGAUGAAAAAGUAAUAAGAAACGAAAGGAAAAAUUAAAAACGUGGGUGUGGCUGAGAUGGGGAUAAGGGUAUAGGGUGGAUAUUUCAUUCUCUGGUGGAUGAAUGGAUAUGAGAAGGAUAAAAUCUUGUUUGGUCUUCCAAAGUUUGUAAUUUAUUGCUUAUUUACAACCAAAAUUCUUGCUAAUUAUUUUUUCUUAAAAAUAACGUUAAUUAGGUAACAGAUGAAAUUUUUGUAAGCGUUGCUAAUUUCUAGAACAUGAAAUACUGAGCAUUUCAAGAGAGAUUGUUGCCUUGAUUAGGAAAGGCCAAGAGUCAUACUUGGAUUUAUUUUUAGAUUAAAGUUCAAUGUCAUCAACUAUUCAACCUGUUCGAAGAAUGAAAAGAGGGUUCGAUUGAUGUUUUUAUCAAUCAACAGUAAGAGUACUAUAUAAAAUGCGAACACAACUAUACUAAUAUAGAUAUAUAAUGUUUAUAUAUUGUAAAUUAUCCACUCUAUAUAUUAUAUUGUAGAAAGGCAAGGGCUAUUUAGACUGACGUUGGGGGUGAUAAAUUAAAUAUAGCAAUUCAGAAGUUACCCCAUUAGUAUUAUAUAAAUAAUGUAUAAUGUCAGUUGAGUGGAGAAUAGUGGAAGUAUUGAAUUUGAAUAAUGAUAGUGAAUGCAAAUUUAGGUAGAUCCUAAAAUUUGGUGAAGUUGGUGAGAAAUGGGACAUUUUUAGCUGGCUUUGUUUUGUCAUCUUCAUAAUUUUGCAGUAUCUUAAGGUUGUAAAGAAUUAAAUUUCUGCACUGUCAUUUUCCUAAGGUUACAAAUGGAAUUGUGGAUGAUGAUGUUUCUUUGUAGCUGUCAAGUAAUUCUAUUGCUUCCUAAAAUCUUCUUUCUUCUUAUUAUUUCUCCAUUUUCUUUUAACUCUUUUUUAUCAGCAUAAAUUAGAAAUUUUUAGAUUAAAAUAUCAUUCUAUUUUAAAUAUAGAAAAACAAACCAAAAACAAUAAAAAUAUAGUUUUAUUUAAAAAUAUUUUGAAUUAAAGUAUUUCUUAUUGAGAAAUGGUCAACAAAAGAGAGGAUAUAAGAUUUGGUUUUUACCAUUUUAGAAGCAAAUCUGUGCUUCCACAUUUUACUGGGUCAACUAAGCUUAAAAUUAUUUGAAAGUUGAUGAUGGUUGAUGUGGCGGAAUUAGUGGAUAGUGGCAUGGCAUGGCAUGGCAUGCAAUUGUGUUUACUCUUUGAAGGAAAGCAAAGUCCGACACUUUUAAUUAAUACCAAAUUAUAAAAUAACCAACGCACGCUUCUUAUAAUCCUUCCUUCUCAUUCUCUUUUCAAUUAAACUAAGAUUUUAUAUUUUCAAAUGAAUAUGAAUACACACAAUUUUCGAAACGUAAUAAUUUUUAUACUUAUUGCCGCAAAAUUUACAAAUUUAGUAUCAAAGUUGUUUUAAUUUUCUUAAUAAGAAAAGAAAAAUGGAGAUGAAAGAUUGCGUAUCAAUCAGUGAUCACCAUCUUCACCGCUGAUGGUGUUAUAUUGUUAUAAUGUUGUGAAUGAUUGGAUUCAAGAAUGGUAAUAUGUCCUUUUAACUUCACCGCCAAUCAAUCCCUCUGCUCAUCCCCAUUCUCCAUUCUCCAUUCUCCAUUCAUAUUUAUUAUAAUUCACAUCUCAUUUUCCUUACACUCCAAUUUUCCUCCGCUGCUUCCUCUUCCUCUUCCUCCGCCAUGUCCGAUCAAGAAAACUCCCCUCAGUCCCAUCUACAAUUCCCAGACUCCGAUAUCAAAGACAAAGACCCCAUCAAACCCCCCAUGCCAUUCGCUACCAAAUUCAGCAUAUGGCCACCAACACAACGCACUCGCGACGCCGUUAUAAGCCGUCUCAUCGAAACCCUCUCCACCCCUUCCAUUCUCUCUAAGCGUUUCGGCAUCAUUCCGCCCGAUGAAGCCGCCAACGUCGCGCGGAUCAUAGAGGAAGAAGCGUAUGCCUCCGCCAAUGGCUCUCCCCCUUCCGUGGACGACGGCGUCGAGAUUCUGCAGGUUUACUCCAAGGAGAUUAGUAAGCGUAUGCUCGAGGCGGUGAAGGGUAGACCGAUUCCCGCGGCUCCGGCGGAAAAUGGUGAGACGGAGGAAGUAAGAUCACCUGUUGUUGAACCUAAUCACGAAACCCCAACUUUGGAAACUGAAUCUUGAAUUUCUCGGUUUUUUUUUCUUCUUUUUGUCUUAAUCUUAUUACCCUGUUUGAGCUUCUUUUUUCUGGAGAUCAGCGUGUUCUCUGUCCAUACAUUGGCUGCAAGAUAAUUAUUUGUUCUUGUGUUUUAUGGUCUUAAAUUCAAUGAAAAAUGCAAUUUUUUUUGCCUAGUGAUACUUAGCUUUGAUUUGAGCUC
This is a messenger RNA of Cucumis melo (muskmelon), 3336 nucleotides long. Its product is annotated as MFP1 attachment factor 1. Bases 2678 to 3142 code for a protein of 154 amino acids. The record is from RefSeq and is a predicted model, not a curated record. Gene Ontology annotation, biological process: lateral root development; mitotic cell cycle. Lineage: Eukaryota; Viridiplantae; Streptophyta; Magnoliopsida; Cucurbitales; Cucurbitaceae. The transcript has a single exon.